CAGCAGCAGCAGCAGCAGCAGGGGCAGGGCCAGAUCCCAUCCUUGCCAGUACAGCAGCAACACCCGUUCAUGCACGGUGCCGGGGGAUCGCCAUCAUCACAUCCCAUCUCGCAGCAGCACUCGCACUUCAACACACAUAUACCAGCACCGAUGCCAAUAGAGAGCCGGUCGGGGAACUCGAGUCCCGCCGGAGGAGGUCACCAUCCACGCGCAAUGUCGCUUUCCCUUUCUCCGACUAACCCAUUCCUGUUGGGUGCCGCAAAGGAGGCAUCCGCUCUCUCCCACGCGGAGCUGUGGGGAACUGUGGGAGCGGGCUCCCUCCAACCGCAGCAGCAGCACGAAGGGACGGCAGUAGGGAGUGCAUACCGAUCGUCAGCAGGGCAGCCAUGGUACGCUGCUGCCUCGAACGCGGCGACCUCUCCGGUCUCGCCAGUGUCGCCUUCCGCUGCGAGCCCAUUUUAUUCUUACGCGGAGCCGACCCAAUCAUCGUCAUUCUCCAACUCGCCCAUGAUGUCUCCUCCAAUACAUGCGCAGGAGUUUGAUCCUUUCGCAGACCCCCAGAACGCCGUACCAGCUGUUAGCGCGUCUCGACCUCAACCCCCUAUACAACACGCCGCAACCGAGAAGCGUCGGCCGUCUCCUUUACCACCAUCACGACUGCGAGAUUCGCCGAUCGGCGGGGAGAUCCCCCUAAACGCACAGAGACGGGCGACCGUGGCGGAGUUGGGGCUCAUGCAGCGGCCAGGAUCUGGCGUUUCCUCGCGAGCGAGCAGUCCGACCGUUCAUAGUCAUAGUGUAGCUGAAAUCUUAGACGGGCCGCAUGGAAUCGAUGGGACUUCCGAGGCCCCUGCCUUGCCCGGGGUGAAGCAACUCACACGUGCGUUUAAUGAGCUGAAUCCGGCGAAUGGUGUCAUGGGAGGAGGGGGCAAUGCAAACACCACACCCACGGUUCCGUCACCAAAGCCAUUGGUGUCGGGGAACUCGUUUCCGGGGUGGGUCACUUUUGCGCAGGACACCGGAGGCUAUUCACCAGGAAGCAUAGGGACACCCAUUGCCUCCCUUCCAACCCAUCCGCCGCUAAGACAAGAGUACUCGGCGGGAAACGUAGUCAUCUCCCCGCCCUCUCCUGCUAUUCCAUCCGUCGACACUUUACGCGGCGGGACAACCCGCCACAUGUCCGCGCUUGAGAUGGGCACCACCGGACUGGGGGAGCAGGCUCCCAAUGGUGGACUGCUCCCUUCACAUUCAUCAAGGCCGGGCGCUGCUGCACCGCCGCUGGGAUACUCCAUGUCGGCAGGUGCGUUGCUGCCGCAGCCGGCAUUGCCACCUCGUCUGUCGCCUCGGAGGUCGCCACUUUCUGGAACUCCGCUCGGUCGGCGGUCCGCUACUGCUUCGCUUAGCUCCCUAGAUCUGUCAGGGUCGGCGGCGGCGUUGGGAACGUCUGCAAUUAGGUUAUCGGAGUCUGCGCUGAAUCGCCGGGAUGAGGACGGACGGGCUGCGGCAGAGGAUGAUGAAAGCAAGCGAAUCAGUACCGCCUCUGAUCCGUUCGGCGAUGAGCACGAUCUAGGGUAUUCGGCACCAAACAGCGACGACGAGACCUACGCGGCGGACAAAAUAGGGAUUCCAAGAAAGUCUAAAACAGUGCAGGAACAUCCGAAGCCGCGUUCACAGUUGCCAGGUGGCUCCAUGAGCGCGGGCAAAGCAAGGUCCGUCCAGUCCCUCGCUCAAGGUUUUGCCUCGCAAAGCAACCUAGGCCAAUCCGGGCUCGACGUUCUUGGCCCACCUGCACAACCACGAACCCCGAAACUCGUGAAACCGGCCUUCCCGCCACCGCCAAUACCAACAUCGCCGAGCGCUGCGUCGUUUGCCCAGCUGCCCAUAGGUGGGGCGUUGGCUCUGAAACCGCAUACUGACCCGGCAGCGGCGUCUUCCCGAUCGUCGCAUACGGACCUGCAUCGGUCAUCUCCGGCCAGCAGCCCGCUACGGCCGCCAUUACCGCCUCGCCCUAUCUCGCCCUCUCUCCGACCACAACCCGUCCUGUCCUCGCCACAAACAGGCGUCCUCCUAGAAGACUUUGCACCGGCCGUGCCCGCCCGCCCCGUCGCCCGCGCAGUCGAGGAAGCAUUACAAGAAUACGCCGCAUUGUCCGGAGGCCAGUCCAUGGCAACCAUCCCCGACACAGGCCUACCCACCAGCGCUGGCCCAGGCGGGCUCGAAGACCGCUUCGCCGGCCUCCGCCGCGAGAAGCUCUACUCCCCCGACUCAGUCGGCACGAACCGCCGCCUCCCCGUCGCAGAAGGCCUCCCGAACGCCGACGUCUACCUCAAACACAACGUGCGCUGUUUCGCCGUCUCCGGAUUCUACGCGUGCACCGGCGGCGACAAGAACGUACGCGUGUGGUAUAUCCCCACCGGCGACAACGUCCGCGCCGUGCUGGUUGGCGAGAACGCGAAGAUAUCGGCUAUGGCGUAUGUCCCCACCCGCUAUGUCGAGGACGAGGGGCGGUUCCUGUGGGUGUCCCUCGAGAAGGGGGAUAUGAUUGAGAUCGACGUGUCUUCGGGUGAGAUUGUUGAUCGCAAGACGCCGCAUUCGUCGGUUGUUACGCAUAUCUUGCGAUACAGGGGGCAGAUGUGGACGUUGGAUGAGAAUGGCGGGUUGAAGAUGUGGGCGGAGGAUCCGGGGAAGCAGCGUGUGGCGUUCUCGUCACGGCCGAGGAGCGUAAGGGUUGCUGCUAAACAGACACUCGCGUUUCCGGUUAACAACCAUCUAUGGACGGCGGCGGGGAAGCUUAUUGAGGUGUACCUCCCCGGCGCGGACGUGGCCACCGCAGGAAUCCCCGCCGGGGCCACCUCAUCCUACUUCAAGCAACGCUUCGAUCUGUCCGUCACAGUCGGGAUCGGCAACAUCAACUGUUUCGCCACAACCCGCGCCGAAACCACCGUCUUCUCCGGCCACGAUGACGGCAAAGUCCUCGUCUGGGACGCUGUAACACUCACCAAGAAACGCAUCGUCAACGUCGGCAUGUACCCCGUCACCGCCCUCCUCGGCAUCGGCGACAAGUACCUCUGGGCCGGCCACUCCACGGGCAAGAUCCACGUCUACGACAUCGAGAAGGUCGACGGUGACUGGACCGCCAUCAAGGAGUUCCAGGCGUACCACUCCGCGGCCGUCGACGCCUUAGUCAUGGACGAACGCUCCGUCUUCCUCGCGUCAAGAUUACAAGUUGCCAGUUUCUCCCACCACGGCCAGAUCCGCAUGUGGGACGGGUUCCUCUCCCGCGACUGGCUCGAGAACCAGUUGCGCCUCCGUGAAUCCGAAUGGUGCACUUACCGUGAUCUCAAACUCCUCGUGUGCAGCUGGAACCUCGACGCGUCGAAACCUUCGGAAUUGGACGAAAGCAGGAACGCGGAGGACAAUACCUUCCUCGUCCGCUGGCUUGGCUCCACCGAAAACCCCGAUAUCAUCGUCGUCGGGUUCCAGGAACUCGUUGACCUUGAAAGUAAAAAAGUCACAGCGAAACAGUUACUGAAAGGCACGAAGAAGUCCCAGCAGAGUCAUAUGGACCACCGGUUUAAGAUGUGGCGGGAGGCGCUGAUUAAGGGGGUUCGGGAUGCGCAUCCGAAGGCGGGGUAUAGGUUGUUAGAGUGUAGGCAGCUGGUGGGGCUGUUUCAGUGUGUGUUUAUUAGGGAGAGUGAGGGGGCCAAGUUGAAGGAUGUGGCGGUCGAUAUGGUGAAGACGGGGUUGAAGGGGUAUCAUGGGAAUAAGGGCGGCAUAACAACCCGCUUCGUCCUCGACGACAGCUCCUUCUGCUUCGUCAACACCCACCUCGCCGCGCACCAAAACCAAGUCUCCGCCCGCAACAACGAUGUCGCCACCAUCCUCAAAGACGCGCAUUUCCCGCCCCGUCCAGCCUACGAAGGCAUCUUCAUCGGCGGUGGCGACGGGUCCAUGGUCCUCGACCACGAGAACGUGUUCUGGAGCGGGGACCUCAACUACCGCAUUGACUUGGCCCGCGAGCGCGUGAUUGAGCUGGUUGCGCAAGGUGAUUGGAUUACCCUGCAGGAUCAGGACCAGUUGUUGAAUCAGAUGAAGAUCAAUCCGGCGUUUGGGCUGAGGGGCUUUUUUGAGGGGCCCUUGGACUUUGCGCCGACGUUUAAGUAUGAUGUGGGGACGGAUCGGUAUGAUACGUCGGAGAAGAGGAGGGUGCCGAGUUGGUGCGAUCGGGUCCUCUACUCCAGCCCACACGCACGUCUCCUCCACUACACACGCCACGAGGCCCAACUCUCCGACCACCGCCCCAUUUCCGCCUCCUUCACCGUCCGCGUCAAAUCCGUGAACCCGCACGCCUUCCGACCCGUCAAAACCGACAUGGAGACCCGGAUGACCACCUACCUCCAACACGAGAUCGACACCGAGAAGGUGCGCUGGCUGGCCAACGUAUCCGGUGUCGCCGCGGAAGAGGCCCGCCGCGUGCUGGAUGUGACUGCUGGGGAUUUGAGGAGCGCGAGGGACUGGCUGGCGGCGAAUCCGGGCCAGGUGCAACAGUGCGUGCCGCCUAUGCAUCCGCCGCCGCGGUUGCCGCAUGCCCAGUCGGCGCUCAUGUCCCCCGGUGCUUAUGAUGUCGGAUCGCCGUCUGCCCAACAGCAGUAUCAGCGCUGACCCUGUCGGCACAAACGACCAACCAAUUUUGUUAACCCCCCUUAUAUACCAAUGGGUCCCACUGACACAUAAACACUAUUGCGGAUGCUCGUUUGUGUCGUAAUUGUAUAUAAACGUAUAGUAGCACCUUACCACCACCACCCCGAUAUUCCGGUAUCCCCUGUACAUAAUACCUACAUGGCCUUUGUCACCUCAUAUCAGUUCCUCUUGACGAGG
Messenger RNA from Fimicolochytrium jonesii, 4875 nucleotides. RefSeq lists its product as uncharacterized. Gene Ontology annotation, biological process: phosphatidylinositol dephosphorylation. Bases 70 to 4659 code for a protein of 1529 amino acids. Gene Ontology annotation, molecular function: protein binding; phosphatidylinositol-4,5-bisphosphate 5-phosphatase activity. Lineage: Eukaryota; Fungi; Chytridiomycota; Chytridiomycetes; Spizellomycetales; Powellomycetaceae. The transcript has 3 exons. The record is from RefSeq and is a predicted model, not a curated record.